AUGGUAUUUGGUCAUCGUAAUCCUGAUACAGACUCAAUUGUGACGACAUUAGUUUUUGCUGACUUUCUUCGUCGUAUUAAAGUUAAUGCUAAAGCUUAUCGUCUCAGCGAGCUAGAUAAUGAGACAAAAUUUGUACUUAAAACAGCCAAUAUCGAACAACCAGAUUUGCUACCAAAUAAUUUACCUGAUGGUACUGAAGUUGCCUUAAUAGAUCAUAACGAAAGUCAACAUUCGGUAGAAAAUUUGAAAAAAAUGAGUGUGACAUACGUGAUCGAUCAUCAUAAAUUAGGUGAUUUAACAACAUCGGAACCUGUCUUUCUUCGUUUCGAACCAGUAGGAUCUUCAGCAACAAUACUAACUAAAUUACAUAUUGAGAACCAGUUGGAUAUCGAUCAAAAGACAGCAUUACUUCUCAUUAGUGGCAUUAUUAGUGAUACACUGCAUUUUCGAUUACCUACGACAACAGAUGAUGAUCGCUCAAUUGUUGAUUAUCUUCUACCCAUCGCUAAAAUUGACAAUAUAGAAUCGUAUGCUAAUCAAAUGUUUGAAGCCAACAGUGACUUGAGUGGUCUUUCGAUACAACAAAUUCUUCUUCACGGUUACAAAAUGUUUUUAUUCAAUGAUCAAUUUUGGGGUAUAAGCGUGUUGUAUACAUUUUAUCCGAAUGAUAUACUCGAACGUAAAGAAGAAUUAAUCGAAGAAAUGCUCAAUCAGAAGAAGAAAAACCAUUUGACUGGUAUUCUCUUUUCAGUUAUUGAUAUUAUCAAGGAACAAAAUUUCAUGGUUAUUGUUGGUGAACCAGAAAAAACUGUCGUACAAAAAGCAUUCAAUGUUGAUAUUGAAGACCAAGUUGUCAAUUUAGGCUCAAGGAUCAGCCGAAAGAAAGAUAUUAUUCCUCCUCUUGAAGCAUAUUUCAAGAUAAACUCUUGA
This is a messenger RNA of Rotaria sp. Silwood1, 930 nucleotides long. The record is from the annotation of a GenBank genome assembly. Lineage: Eukaryota; Metazoa; Rotifera; Eurotatoria; Philodinida; Philodinidae.